AUGAAACUAAUUAAAUAAUAAUCAGCAUCAGCUUUAAAACCUAGAGAGAAAAAAACAAUCCAAGCCAUAAAUUAACCUGUAAUAUACCCUGUUGAUGGGUUUAAAUUAUUAAAUGAAUUGGCUAUUGGAGGAUUUGGGUGUGUUUAUAAAGCAAUUGAAAUGAAAACAAAUAGGCUUGUUGCUAUCAAAUACUCAAAAGACAAUAUGGAAAAGGAAUAUAAAAUAUUAAUUUAAUUACAGAACUGCUAAGGGGUUCCUUAAGUUUAUUAUUUCGGCCAGUUAAACAAUACUUACUAUAUCGUAAUGGAGUAUUUAAAUGAAGAUAUGUAAACUAUUUUUACGAAAUCAAAAUGUUUUUCAAUAAAAACAAUCAUGUUGGUUGCUAUAAAAGUAAUUUAAGCUUUAAGUGAAAUCCAUAAAAAUGGUAUUCGACAUAGAGAUAUAAAACCAUAAAAUUUGAUGACUAAAUAUUCUGGUAUUCACAAUGUAUGAUUAAGAUUCUACUAUAUUUAUAAUUGACUUUGGGAUUUCCCUACUUUAAAAUGAUCCUUUACCUGAUAAAUAUGUUGAUGGCACUAUUUUGUAUGAUCCAAGAAUUGUGCAUAGACGUUAAGAAUAUCGAUUUAUAGAUGAUAUAGAAAUGGCUGGUUAUUGCUUGGUUGAAUUGUUUAAAGGUAAAUUUGUAAUGUAUAAAUAAGGUUCAUUGCCAUGGUAAAAAUAUAUAGAUGGUAGAGAAUCAAGAAUUAUGUAGAUGAAACAAGAAUUUUUAGAUGCUAAAUCAACAAAUUAGCUACCUAUAUAUCCUAUUUUUUAAUUUGUCGAAGAAAAUCAGAAAAAUGAUUUACCAGAUCAUAAUAAAUUAAUUAAUUAAUUAAGAGAAGUCUUAUAGAAAUAAAACAUACUCGAAGAUUAUAUAUAUGAUUGGAGUUGUAAUGAAUUAUUAACAACUCCUUAAUUUAAGCCUAGAACAAUCAGUUUUUAAAGUUCUAAAAGCAAGUAUGCAACUGUUCAAUAAGAAUUUAAUAUUCCUUCUGAAGGCGAAAUAUAAUAUGUAGAUGAUUAAUUAUAUAAAUUUAUAAAGUGA
Paramecium sonneborni is the source of this 1084-nucleotide messenger RNA. The record is from the annotation of a GenBank genome assembly. Lineage: Eukaryota; Ciliophora; Oligohymenophorea; Peniculida; Parameciidae.